This is a messenger RNA of Syngnathus typhle (broad-nosed pipefish), 2310 nucleotides long. RefSeq names its product delta(4)-desaturase, sphingolipid 2 (gene degs2). Gene Ontology annotation, cellular component: membrane. The transcript is spliced from 4 exons. Gene Ontology annotation, biological process: ceramide biosynthetic process; sphinganine metabolic process. Gene Ontology annotation, molecular function: sphingolipid delta-4 desaturase activity. The record is from RefSeq and is a predicted model, not a curated record. NCBI's taxonomy places the organism in Eukaryota, Metazoa, Chordata, Actinopteri, Syngnathiformes, Syngnathidae. Bases 145 to 1116 code for a protein of 323 amino acids.
CGUGUUGGGGGAAGUUCUUCAUUUCCACUACGAGUUGGAGCGGUGCCGGCCGGGCCUGUAACUUCGCACUUCAUCGCUCCACUCAGUUCCAUUCACUCGGCGACAUGGACAAGACAGGUGGAAGGGGCGACUUCGAAUGGGUCUAUGACGACCAACCACACACGGCGAGGAGGAAGGAGAUACUGGAUGACACCAGGGAUACCUGAACUGAACCAUUUAUCCAGCCGAGCCAAGUACCCAGAGAUCAAGUCCCUGAUGGGUCCGGACCCCCAGUUGAAGUGGGUGGUGUCAGGCAUGGUGCUGUCCCAACUCCUAGCCUGCUACCUGGUUCGGGAUCUCCCGUGGAAGUGGAUCUUGUUCUGGGCCUACGCCUUCGGCGGCUGCGUCAACCACUCUUUGACGCUGGCCAUCCAUGACAUUUCACACAACGUGGCCUUUGGCAACAAACUGGCCAAAUGGAACCGUUGGUUCGCCAUGUGGGCCAACCUCCCCAUCGGCGUGCCCUACUCGGCCUCGUUCAAGAAGUACCACAUCGACCACCACCGCUACCUGGGCGGGGACAAGCUGGACGUGGACAUUCCCACCGACUUUGAAGGCUGGUUCUUCUGCACUCCCACCAGGAAGUUAGUGUGGCUCUUCCUGCAGCCGUUCUUCUACUCGCUGCGUCCGCUGCUGGUCAAUCCCAAACCUGUUUGUAAGCUGGAGAUCCAGAACUUUGCCGUCCAGAUGGCAGCGGACGCCAUCAUCUAUUAUUUGUGGGGGCUCAAGCCGGUGGUUUAUCUUAUCGCCGGGUCCAUCUUGUGUUUGGGACUUCAUCCCAUCUCUGGACAUUUCAUCGCCGAGCACUACAUGUUCAUGAAGGGACACGAGACGUACUCGUAUUAUGGGUCGCUCAACUUGAUCACCUUCAAUGUUGGCUAUCACAUGGAGCACCACGACUUCCCGAGCAUACCUGGAAGUAAGCUACCUCAGGUGAAGCAGAUCGCCGCCGAGUUUUACGACUCCCUUCCUCAGCACACGUCGUGGAUGCGGGUCUUGUGGGACUUUGUGUUCGACGACAGCAUCGGCCCGUACUCCCGAAUCAAGCGGGAGUACAAGUUGAACAAGCAGGAGUAGAGCAGAUGUGUUUCUCAACGUCUCCGGGAAGGAGGGCCACCGCUGUGAAUGUGACUGGUUGACACACCACAUUCCACGUGAUGUUCCUUCUCAACGCUGGAUGCUAUCUUCUUUAGUCUAUUCCGUUGCAGUCGAGCAUGUUAAAAAAAAAAAAAAAGAACAUUUCCUUCUUUCACAGUUUCCACUUGAAUGGAAUGGCCUGCCAUGCCAUUUGAGACUACAAUGAAUAUUAUUCAACAGUGCACGUUAAUUUUUUUUGUAAGGUCUACAGUUUCAUGUUAUUAUUUUUUUUCACCCAUUAUUACUGUUGUGUGGUUCCUUUUGCUGCCUCUUUUCCCAUAUUGUUUGGAAACAAUAGGAGUAUUUCAGGAUGGCAGAAAGCAAUGUGGCUACCAGAUUUCAACUAAAAGUGAAAAUUGUUUGGGAUUAUGCUGCCAAUUAGCCUGUGGCCCAGAAUUUAUAAAACAACCCCACCCCUCCAAACCUAACCUAAUUGAGCCGAGGAGCAAAAUGGGAGUGGAAGUUACAAAUAGUUUUACAGGGAACAUAACGACACUGUUUGACGUAGUUGCCACGACAUUUUCUCAAAGGUAUGUAGAAAAUGGAAGAUCAGCACUCCUGUGUGUUAUUAAAAAAGAAAAAAAGUCAAAGCAAUAGAAAAAUCAUUAACUAGCUAGUCUCUUAAUGAUGACAUUAAUAAUUUAAUUAAACAGAAAGGUGUGUUUUUUAAGUGGUGCCAUCCGAGCAACUGCUACCCAGAAGUACUACAUGCUUUCCACAGUAGGGAAAAGGUCUUCGGUGAUGCGUUCAAGGGCACAGUAGAAAAAUCAGCACUGAAACUCAAGCGCUUGGACAAAAUAGCGCACUAGUGUCAUUUAGGCUUUUUUUUUUUUAAAGCUCAACAAUGUUACUCUCUUUCCGUGUCGACUCUGAGCUUUACUCAACUCAUCAAGAAGUUCAGAAACUUGAGCGGUGGCCAGUGAAAAGUGUAAGUGUGGGAAGAAUGAGAAGAGUGAGAAGCUGAGUUCAGAGUCCCUAAACGUCAAAUGUAUUGUGUUAGCAAUCAAAACACUUUGGCUUGACCAGAUGCUGCUGCGGGCCUGCUGUAUACACUUACUUGGAAUGUGUGAUGUUGUUUCUAUUUAAAUGUAUAAUAAACAAAUACAUGUAAUACAGAAGAUACUGACAAAAACA